Molecule: messenger RNA, 1438 nt
Organism: Stylophora pistillata
Lineage: Eukaryota; Metazoa; Cnidaria; Anthozoa; Scleractinia; Pocilloporidae
Product: bifunctional peptidase and (3S)-lysyl hydroxylase Jmjd7
Source: RefSeq, a predicted model, not a curated record
CUCAAACGAUAUUUCGACUAAAGCUUAUAACCAUGAGAUCUUUCUCUUGGCUUCUCUUCACGAUUUUCAGUUUGUUAUUGUCGUGUUUACUGCUCGUGAGAACUUCAGAAACCGACGGAGCCGAGACCCAAGAUGGUGCUUCAAUACUCGGUCAUCUAGAACCGCUCGGUUCAAGAAACAUAAAACACUCUCUGGAAGUUAUACAGAACUUUCCCGACCCAAAAACGUUCUUUGAGACAUAUGUAGUUCCUGGCCGGCCAGUUCUCAUUCAAAACGCCGCAAAAUUGUCGACAGCCUUUCAUAAAUGGAGUGAUGAAUACUUCUUGUCUCGUCCCGAAGCGAACGAAGUAAAAAUACAAGUAGAACAAAGAAAGAAAGAAGAGCGAACGGGACCUUACGCAGAAAUUCCCUUCAGUGAAUUUGUUAAGAGUUACAAGGAAAAAGAUGUUUAUAUGGUGAGCUCUGUGCCCGAGUUUAUGAAAAGCGAUGUUCUUCUUCCUUCUCCGCUUUUGUGCCGGGAUAUAACAGAAACUUCGGACAUGUUAACUGAUGCAGUGAUGUGGUUCAGCAGCGGAGGAACCAAGUCGGUUCUACAUUUUGAUGAUGGACUGGAAAACAUCAACUGCUUGUUUGCUGGAACAAAAGAAUUAUUAUUCAUCGAUUAUCACAAGUACAAACAUGUGGUUCCCAUCGACUUCCCAGAAGGAAGAUACUCUGGUGUAGAUGUAGACAGAGUAGACUUUGUGAAGUAUCCUGGUCUCAUCAAUGUCGAGUACUACAAUGUGACGUUGAAAGCUGGAGACUGUUUGUAUAUCCCUCACAGAUGGUUUCACCAAGUUCGCUCGUAUAAUCGCAACAUAGCAGUCAAUCUUUGGUGGAAGUAUACACCAAACUUCGUUCCUGAGGAUUGUGACGGAAUGGAACAGAAUCAAACCCUGGACAAAUUUACGUUCACCACAGUAGAGAAACUCAUCGACCAACCAGAGGAAACUUUGAUGAACCAUUUGGAACACUUUCUCGGCAAGAGUGUCCAAAUUUCAUUCAAGACAUUUGUCCAAAAAAUAAGAAAGGAUCCUUAUUUUGGCAAUAAUAACGUCUUAACGUGGACCGAGGACAUGAAAUCAACAACUAAAAAGCUCUUCAAAUUGAUGGACACAGAUGAGGACAAGUCUUUCUCUUGGGCUGAUCUCGAAGAACUAGAAAAAGCUGAUGACGAAACCAUACGCGCCCUGACUAACGAAUACUUCAGGCUUGGUGACUUGAUGGAGCGAGCUCAGGAGAAACUUCAAGAAAACGAUGAGUUGAAUGAAGAGGAUUAUGAAGAUGGAGCAGGAGAUGGAGAUUACGACAUUCAUCCAGUGAAAAGAUCUGGAAAACGAAACUCCAAAGAGGAACUUUGAAGGACAGUUUAGAUAUGAAAUAAAAAACGUUUUCGUAA